Molecule: messenger RNA, 1634 nt
Organism: Ipomoea triloba (trilobed morning glory)
Lineage: Eukaryota; Viridiplantae; Streptophyta; Magnoliopsida; Solanales; Convolvulaceae
Exons: 5
Coding region: 556-1092 (178 amino acids)
Source: RefSeq, a predicted model, not a curated record
UCCAUCCACUAUAUACUCUUCUUCCAACCUUCAAAUCUUCAAUUUUUGCCUAAACCCAUCACCCAACAUAUACGCUUACGUAAUUCGUAAUUAAGAAAAAAAUAACCAUCCAUCCAAAAACCAAACCUACUAUAUAUUCUUGAAGUAGAAGAGAGUGGAAACACCCCUUUGCUUGAAGUGUUAGGCAGGUAAGUUUGUUAUUUUCAAGUAGGCACAUCAUAUAUAAUUAAGUGGCAGUUGAAGAAAAAAAAUACAAAAGAAGGAGUCUUGCAGUGAAAGCUUCAACCUCUCCAAUUAUGAAACAUUUGAAUUUGUUUAUUUCAUGAAAGAGGAAGUUGACUAGGUAUAUACAUAUAUAUGUAUAGUAUUCUUAAGGCGUGUUUGUUUGGGGUGUGAAAUGGAUCAUGCUGUAGACUGUUAUUUCCUGGCAGCCUACGCAAGCUGACUCACUUUCCAAACAACCACUGCGGGCACCCAUAAAAUCUUCUCCUCCCAUCCUCCAUUUAUUUCUGGUCAUCUCAGAAGAAGAAGCUGGAAAACCCAAAGCUGGAGAAAAUGGGGUCUCAGAAAAUAUCAGUUCUUGAUGAACACACAAGCGGGACAAAGCCUGCAGAUAGCUUUGUUGUGGACAUGGAACGCUUCUCUAAUAAUCUCUUGGAGAAAGACUUGGCUGCAAAUUCAAGAAUUAAGAAGUUGCAGAGAAGCCUUUCAAGAAAAGGAUCAGUGAGAAGCAGCGAGAGGAAACCCAAUCCAAAUGCAGCAAAUGAGAAUCCCAUUAUUGCAACUUCACCAAGAGCUGCGCCAAGCACGCCUGAAAAGCUCACAGUAGUGACGAUGGGGGCCACAGAUAACUCCGCUUCUCAACCCCAUAAUCAGAUAACCAUCAUGGCGGGCGGCGCUACCCCGGCCGAAAGCAAACUGGGUGGCCGGCGGUUUAGCUUCAGAAGGCCUUCUUCAUCGCCUUCUUGGACCAUUGAUCCUAGAAGAAUCCUUCUCUUCUUUGCCACCCUGUCUAGCAUGGGAACAAUGUUACUCAUAUAUUUUACAUUAUCCAUGGGAAACCUCAGUGGAGAUGAAAGUGUUCUUAAUUAAGACUAUGCUGUCAUACUGAUCAACCGAUGUACAUUAAGCUAUAGCUAGUAACGAAGGAGCAGCUUUAUUUUCUUAUACUUGCGUAACAGUCAGCUCCAUCACGUUUCAAUGGCAGUAUUCCUUAUACUUGUGUAACAGUCAGCUCCAUCACGUUCCAAUGGCAGUAUUCCUUAUACUUGCGUAACAGUCAGCUCCAUCACAUUUCAAUGACAGGAUACUGGACUCGGUUCUCCUAGCCACCGCUUUGUGUUGACACCGUGGAUUCAUUCUGCAAGAGCGGUGGUGGGAGGCAGGUGCAAAAAGGCGAGGAAUGGAAGAGGAUAAUGGAAAGUGGAGUAGGUAGGAACUAGGAAGGCAAACAUCAUCACUCUUUUCAGGCUACCUUUUGUUGUGUGAUGUUUUAGGAGAAGACAAGAAUGGAAGCCACUAUGACAAAGAUAGGGAAUCUUAGAUUAUAUUAGUGUGAAAGAUCAGAAGAAACACAUGAUGUGCAUAUAUACCUGUUUGUUUUUGUAGCUUAUUGGAGAUCCACUUUGUCAUCU